Molecule: messenger RNA, 1455 nt
Organism: Paramacrobiotus metropolitanus
Lineage: Eukaryota; Metazoa; Tardigrada; Eutardigrada; Parachela; Macrobiotidae
Exons: 4
Coding region: 461-1063 (200 amino acids)
Source: RefSeq, a predicted model, not a curated record
AACCAAACCAAACAUAUAACCAUGUAAAUUUGUAUGUACAUGUUUGGAACCUGUUCACUGGAUACUGAGAAAGUAAUAUAUUAAAUACUUAACAGUUACUAGAGAUUUGCCACUAAUGGGUCUUUAUUAUAAAGGUCACCAAAUCGUUUACUGUUUCUUGCCAAAACAGUCCCCGUGCAAAUUGUGUUUCUUCUCUUCCCAAGCUGCAACACUAGCUGGGUAACUAUUCAUCAGUUUUACUUUCUACACGCUAAGCACGGGAUCGACAGUGAAUACGUGCCUGGCAAAUUUAUCGUACAAUCUACAGACUGUACGUCGAAAGGAAUCACAGUUGAUAUCGGACGAUUCUUAGUGCCCAAGACCGAAUAACGGGAUAUAUACAGUAUGGCCGAUCUUCGAUGAUCUCUUCGGCCAACAUGCAGCGCAAGAAUAGCACGGCGAGGAGUGUCCUGAGAACCUGAUGGCUGGUUGGUCAGUCACAGUCUAUCUGGUGGCCAUCGUCUCCUUACGAACAGGCGUGCGGAGUCUGCAGUGCUACAGCUGUUUCAGCGAGGACAACUUGCCCAGCCUGCCCUUCGACCCCGACCAUUGCAACCCAUACGGAAGUGGAGAGCCCAUAAUCCGGAACUGCUAUACGCAAACAGAGGUUCCCAUGUGCAUCUCCGGCAUGUUCUACGACCCCAAAAUCAGACAGAACCGCAUCACCCGCGAGUGCGCCGACGCCGACCGCUGGACCAUCGACUUCUUCCGCUUCCGCAAGCUCUUCGCCGUCUACAAAAUCCCCAUCGGCCGGGCAUUUUGUCUGCCGGGGCCGGAUCCCAAGCGGCCCAACCAGGACCGUCUGUGCUUUUGCACCACCGAUCUCUGCAACAAGAUGAACUGGAAUAAUCUGCUGGAUAUUGUCAACUACACGCUGCCGAUGCUCGGGACACUGCCCACCACGUCGGCCAUCUCCGUCAAUUCCACCACCACCACCGAGUCGGCUGCGCAGAAUGUUAUCGUUGACGCUAUGGGCGUGGCGGCGCUAACCGUUGGUGUCAUGUUCUACGCGAGGAUGAUGUAACAACGAUCACUAUUUUUUGCGGCGUGGCGGUUGACCUUUCGCCACAAGCGCACGGUGCACCCAACCGGACGGUCUUCGGUCGGUUUCGCAAAAUAAUCCGGCCAAGAGAAUUCGGGCGAGGAAUGCUGUCCGUACGCUGUUUAACAGGAGGACCGUUUGUAAUUGCUCACGUUUUUCUUUGAUUUAGGUUUUGACAGCAUUUUGCUCGCGCUGGAACUUGUGUUUUCUGUUGAUCUGCGUGGCGACAGAGAUCGAUGGGUGGUUGCAUUUGCGACAGGAUUAUGCCCUUUUUGAGCUUUGAAACCUGCUGAUCGUUGCUUUCUUCCAGCGACUGUGUUUGUCGUUUUUUAGCCUUCGUUGUUAGGCAACAAGUUUAACGUACUUAUGACAUG